Messenger RNA from Spathaspora passalidarum NRRL Y-27907, 789 nucleotides. RefSeq lists its product as uncharacterized. The transcript has a single exon. Bases 31 to 738 code for a protein of 235 amino acids. The record is from RefSeq and is a predicted model, not a curated record. Lineage: Eukaryota; Fungi; Ascomycota; Pichiomycetes; Serinales; Debaryomycetaceae.
AUUGGUUAUAGAGCCAUACACAAAUAAACAAUGACUCUUACGAAAUACCAAAGAGGCGAUGCUAUUGAAGGCUGGAACGACAUGCCAACCAAUAUGAUGAUGUCGCUGUCCAAUAACUCCACUACAAGUGUUAGUUCCAGUGUCAGUUCAAGAUCAAGAAAACGCGUGCUGAGAGUCGGCAUGAACUUUGAUGGCAGUGGUAUAAUACCAGGUGUUAACAGCAGUGGAUCAGGUGUUGCUUCUCCUGCUCCUCCAAUCAGUACUCCUCCUGUGAGUGCUCCAAUACGAGGUCCUCCUCCUCCAGCUGCUGCUGCUGCUGCUGCUGCUGCUGCUGCUCCUCCGAUAUCCACAACCCCAACUCCUGCAUCGGCUCCGCCCAGGAAAAUAUCAACUUCCAUUGCACAGCAAGAACCAACUGCAUCUGAAUCGGCGAAAACAUCUAGCAUAACUUCCGAUCAAGUAAUUUCGCUUCUUGAUCAAACCUUGGAACUUCCGUUGUCGCUUCCAGAACGAGAAUUGGCCCACUACAAGACAAAACUUAACCAACUGAUUCCUUCAUUAGCAUCCAACCAUUUGUCAUUUUUACAGGAUAUUCUUAGCCGAUUAUUGUCGGCAUACAAGGAAGACCACGCACAAGCUAAAGCAAAAAUCAAGGCCGAUGUUGUCGAGUAUAUGAUGAAUCAAGAAGGGGUCAGUCUUUGGUGUUCACCAUUAAAGAAAAUUGUUACAAGUAUUUAAUAGAAUGUGUAUAUUUAAAUAUAUUAGUGCUAUAUCUACAUCUUCUUUCUU